AUGAAUUAACGAUCACUAUAAUAAAAUUUCUAAAGGCUCAACAUUCCUGUAAAAUGUUUGCCAGAAAAAAUAUUAUAGUCAAAAAAUAUCUCUACAGCUUCAGAAGGAUAUAAUGGGUUCUCAAAUUUUAAGAAGUUAAUUUUUGAAUAUUGUAAAAAGUCAGAAUUCGAAAGAUGCCAAAUAUUAAUUUAAGAUUACCUUAAAUGUCACCUCAAUUCUAAACAAAAAUGUUAGUAAAAUAAUGAUUCAUAAUAAAGAUAAAAUUAAUUUGAAUUAUGAGGAGAUGAUUUUUUGGCUACGUUAGCAUUUUGUGAUAAGCGAGGAUCAAGCUAUAUAUUUAUAGAAAAUAUACUAAACAUAAAUUGUUGACCAUUAAACAUUGAUAAAUGUCCUAUAUUUACUUCAUGAAUUUUUAGAUCAAGAUAAUUACAGAGAUUUAAAUGUAAUACUUUUCAAUAUUUUAGCUGAACAUAAUCGCAGAUAUUAAAUAAAUGCUCAAAUGA
Messenger RNA from Paramecium octaurelia, 503 nucleotides. The record is from the annotation of a GenBank genome assembly. NCBI's taxonomy places the organism in Eukaryota, Ciliophora, Oligohymenophorea, Peniculida, Parameciidae.